This is a messenger RNA of Acanthosepion pharaonis, 1017 nucleotides long. NCBI's taxonomy places the organism in Eukaryota, Metazoa, Mollusca, Cephalopoda, Sepiida, Sepiidae. The record is from the annotation of a GenBank genome assembly.
AUGCUCUUCUCUUUUCUUCUUUCUUUCUUUUUUCUUCGUUUUCUUUUUUCUUCUUUUUCUUUUCUUUUUCUGUCUUUUUUCUUCUUUUUCUUUUCUCUCAUUUUCCUUUUUUUUCACAUUUUUUUCUUUUCUGUCUUUUUUUUUCUUUUCUUCUUUUUUCUUCUUUUUUGUCUUUUUCAUUUUCUUUUUAUUUUCUUCUUUUUCUUUUUUCAUCUUUUCUGUCUUUUUCUUUUCUCCUUUUUCUUUUUUAUACUUCUUUCUUUUUUCUCCCUUUUCUUCUUUCUUUUUUUUUCUUUUUUUUUUUUUUAUUCUUCUUUCUCCUUUUUCUUCUUCCUUCUUUUUUCUUCUUUUUCUCUUUUUUCAUUCUUUUUUCUCUUCUUUUCUUCUUCUGUGUGCCGUGUUCUUUCAGGACUUAUUCAUUCUAUAUUUCUGUUUUUUUUUUCUUUCUUGUUUUUUCUCCUUUUCUUUUCUUGUAGCUAUUAUUUUGAUGAUAUUUAUUUUUCAUUCGUUUUUUUUUCCUUUUUUUCUAUUCUUCUCUUUUUUUUCGUCUCUUUCCUUUUAUAUUUGCAUAAUUUUUUUCCUUCUUUCAUCUCUUUCCUCUCCUUCUUUACACUCUUACUUUCUUUCUUUGACUUUUGUCUUUCUCACUUUCUUUAUUUUUCAUCUCUUUCUUUCUUUUUCAUUUUAUUGCUUUCUCUCUCUCUCACUAUUACCCUAGCUUUGUUUUUUACUUUCUCCCCACUCUUUCUUUUUGUUUCUUCAUCUUACGGUUUCUAUCUAUCUCUCACUCUUUCUUUCUUUCUUUCUUUCUUUUUCUUCUUCAUUUUAUUGCACUCUCAGUCUUGCUCCAUCAUUUUUUCUUUUUCAUCUCUUUCUUUCUUUCUUCUUUUUCAUUUUACUGCUAUCUCAUACUUUUUCUAUAUCUUUCUUUCUUUCUCUUUUCUUUCUGUUCCAUCUGUUCAUUUUCUCACGAGAACAGAAUUUGAAAAACAAGAGAGAAGUGGGAAGGGAAAAUAA